This is a messenger RNA of Nothoprocta perdicaria, 1341 nucleotides long. It is a transcript of the gene ZIC3, whose product is annotated as Zic family member 3. Gene Ontology annotation, cellular component: nucleus. The transcript is spliced from 3 exons. Gene Ontology annotation, molecular function: RNA polymerase II cis-regulatory region sequence-specific DNA binding; DNA-binding transcription factor activity, RNA polymerase II-specific. The coding region runs from base 1 to 1341 and encodes 446 amino acids. Lineage: Eukaryota; Metazoa; Chordata; Aves; Tinamiformes; Tinamidae. Gene Ontology annotation, biological process: central nervous system development; regulation of transcription by RNA polymerase II. The record is from RefSeq and is a predicted model, not a curated record.
AUGACGAUGCUGCUGGACGGCGCGCCGCAGUUCCCGGCGCUGGGGGUGGGCGGCUUCGCGGCGCCGCGGCCCCACGACAUGGGCGGCCGCGACGCCGCCGCCGCCGCCGGCGUGGCCCUCGGGCCCUUCGGCGACUCCUCCUUCAAGCUGAACGCGGCCCCGCACGAGCUGGGCGCCGCGCAGGGCUCGGCCUUCACGCCGCAGGCGCCGGGCUACGCGAGCGCGCUGGGCCACCACCACCACCACCAUCACCACCACCACCACGGCGGGCAGGUGGCCUCYUACGGCGGCGCCGCCGCCUUCAACUCCACGCGCGACUUUCUGUUCCGCAACCGCGGCUCGGCGCUGGCGGAGGGCGCGCCGGGCGCGGCGCAGCACGGGCUCUUCGGCGGCGCGGCGGGCGGCAUCGCCGAGAGCCCCGGCUACCUGCUCUUCCCCGGGCUGCACGAGCAGAGCCCGAGCCACGCGUCGCCCACGGGGCACGUGGACAACGGGCAGAUGCACCUGGGGCUGCGCGGGGAGCUCUUCGGGCGGCCCGAGCCCUACCGCGCCGUGUCCAGCCCGCGCACGGACCCUUACGGCGGGCCGCAGUUCCACAACUACAACGCCAUGAACAUGAACAUGGGCAUGAACGUGGCGGCCCACCACCACCACCACCACCACCACGGCCCCGGCGCCUUCUUCCGCUACAUGCGGCAGCCCAUCAAGCAGGAGCUCUCCUGCAAGUGGCUCGACGAGGGCGCGCUGAGCCGGCCCAAGAAGAGCUGCGACCGGACUUUCAGCACCAUGCACGAGCUCGUCACCCAUGUCACCAUGGAGCACGUCGGCGGCCCCGAGCAGAACAACCACAUCUGCUACUGGGACGAGUGCCCGCGCGAGGGCAAGUCCUUCAAGGCGAAAUACAAACUGGUGAACCACAUCCGCGUGCACACGGGCGAGAAGCCCUUCCCGUGCCCCUUCCCGGGCUGCGGCAAGAUCUUCGCCCGCUCCGAGAACCUCAAGAUCCACAAGCGGACACACACAGGUGAGAAGCCCUUCAAGUGCGAGUUCGAGGGCUGCGACCGGCGCUUCGCCAACAGCAGCGACAGGAAGAAACACAUGCACGUGCACACCUCGGACAAGCCCUACAUCUGCAAGGUGUGCGACAAGUCCUACACCCACCCCAGCUCGCUUAGGAAACACAUGAAGGUGCACGAAUCGCAGGGCUCGGACUCUUCCCCCGCCGCCAGCUCGGGCUACGAGUCCUCGACCCCCCCGGCGGCGGGCGGCAAGGAGCCCAACAAGGCGCCCGCCGCCGCCAACCCCGGCCUGCCGCCCAACUUCAACGAGUGGUACGUGUGA